GCGGGAACGUCGGUGACGUCAUGAGGUUUGUAGGAAAUAACGUGCUGGCCGCCAUAGUUUGACGUGUUGGUCGCAAAAUGAUGAAAAAUAGAGUGGGCAGCCGAGGCCGUGGCUUCGGUAAAGUGUCCAAGAAGAUGGCAGAGAUGUCAAUAAUAAAGAUCACCUGUGGCAGUGUGAAGGGCCGUCUACACAAAAACAAGUUCUACUGUCCGGGUAUUCACAGAGAGUGUAUUGAAUUCCAAGGGCGCUUCAUUACACCAAAGGUCUUUUCUGUGAUGGGGGACAAAGAAAAACUCAAAGACUGGAAAAAUGCAAUCCGAAUCAAUGGCAUCCAAGUCAGGAAAUACAUUGAAUCUUCCACCCUGGAUUUCUAUCGCCAUGAUGAAUUUUGCACUGGUAGAUGCAUAGCCAGAUCACCUGUUAACAGAAAUAAUGUAAUUUCACCACCAACUCUGGUUCCUAAAGUGGAGUUUGUGAGCAGCAUAAAUGAACACACAUACUGCCAUCUGCCAGAUGACAGCGAGUCGCGGUUGCCCAACAUUCCGACGAUUGAGAUGAAAGGUAUUCCGGAACCAGUGGAUGUUAAACCUAAUGUGGCGCUCUUGCAGUCUUUGUUGGAGAAACCUAUUGCAUCAUCAGCAGAAGUGCUGCCACCAGAUGUUGCUGCAGCCUUCUCCAAGGCUAAGGAAGUAGAUAUUGAGCCCCUGGAAGUCGAUGCUGAGACAGCAGAGGAGGACCGCCAGUUUUGGAUCGGAAUCAUGGAACUCGGACUCCUUGAACACUUCUUCCGAGAAAUCAAAAUAACUCUGGAUAUCUUCAAGUCUGACCUAGUCACACACCAAGUCCGGGCCAGUGAUGCUGUUCGUGUGAGUAAUAUUGUGCGUACCCUGGGCCUGAUGAGAAAGCUGAAAGAGAGGCUGUCGGCAUUCAAGUCUGAUAUGGACCAGCAGCAGGCCAAGAUUGACAAAGAAAUGGAAGCACUGAAACAGAAGGUGACACAGUUUGAGCUGAGGAAGCAGGCCCUGAAACGAAAGUCUGAGAAGUUUGAGUACCUCAUGGACAUGAGUGCCAACAAGAAAGCUUUCAUCAUUGAGAAGAACCCAGACUCCGAUGACGAGGAUGACGAUAGCUAUGGUUCCAAGGAGGUGGUUGACGUCUGCUUUGAGAAUGAGGAUGAUGAUGAGGAUGACGAUGAGGAUACUAUGGAUGCUCCUGGACUUGAUGAGGAGGUAGAGCGGGAAGAGUCUCAGGAGAGAUUUGUCACUGUGCCUACAACUGCUGUGACCCCUACACAAAGCACCAGCACCAGCAGCUCGUCUUCACGUCCCAUGUUACCUCUGUGUUCUGCCAAAAUAACCACCCUCCCACCGGACAGUAGCAACAGCUUUGUUAUUAAGAACAACUCCCUGACCCCUAUUACAGUGUCCCAUGUGCCAUCAGCUACUGUGUCUCAUCUCCCCCCAUCAUCAGGAACUCUGUCUAAUCUCCCUCCUCCGUCAGCAACUGUGUCAGUGCCACCAAAGACUACAGACCCUGUGAAGAAGCCGACAAUAAUACGUCAGGUCUUGAUGGACACAUGUAGUGAUGGUGAGGCACUCGAGAAACUGAAAGAAGCAGCUGUGAUGAAACUCAAAGAAUCCAUGGCAACCAAGCUACCUGAACGCCCUAAGGUACAAGCCACUGGUAAUAAUAAGCCUGAGAACACUAUCAUGGUGGCUGCCCCCAAACCUGGACCAGUGAAGGAAAAAAUAAAGAUCAUUGCUCGUUGUAAGAUAAUGCCAGAGGCUAGUGAUGAAACGGGCAGGGCGAUGAAAGUUACGCCAGAGACUGUUUGCACAGCCAUUUCCCCAACCUGUGUAACGUAUAACCCCAGUACAAACACUCUCUCGACAACUGAUAGGAUGGAGCAAGGUGGUGAUGAUACUGUCACAAUUGAAUCCCAACAGAAUCCCAUUCAAGGAUCAACCAAUGGGAAAACUAAGAAUAUCACUUCAUCUGCAGUUACUAAGGACCUAAAUAUCGUUGUGCAGCCGAUUGAAAUCAGGAAAAGGAAACCAGGUCCAAAGUCAAAGACUCAAUUCUUCAACGUUAGUUUGGCAGAUUUGCAAGAUGCUUCACUUUCAAAUGUUGAAGGUGACCCAAAUAAAGUGACAUUUGAAAGUGGUUGUCAGACACCAAUUGAUGGGGUUCGGGAAAAUCCUCCACAAUUGGAAGAAAAAGAGGAAAAGGAAAAAUCACACCUGCCAGGAAAACCAGUAGUUAAUGCCCGUCGCUCAAAUCGCAAAACGUCCCAUAUGUUUGCAUGGGGUGUGAAGAGUGGCAGCGAAGUAGUGGACACUGAGGCUGAACCAGCAGGAAAGACAGAUUCUGAGUCAGACUGUCCCGACAAGCUAUACACAAUCGAGAGAUCACAACCUUCAGAUAUGCCUGAAAUUAGACAGAAGUUUAUUUGGGACAUAGAAUAGAUGUGUAUGUACAGCAUGGCUGCUGGCUACCUUUCUGAACAUGCUACAGUGUGUGCAUUUGUUGAUCAAAUGUGACAUGAUGAAGGUCGUUAUGCCAAACCAAGUCCGUGGCUGUCACACAGUUUGAGAUAACUGUGGAAGGAACUGUCAUGUGGAGGCAACAUGCCCCUCGAUGAACUAAUAGUGUGUGAGUGAGUGAGUUUUAACGCCGCUUUCAGCCAUGUUCCAGCAAUAUCACGGCGGGGGACACCAGAAAUGGGCUUCACACAUUGUAUCCACGUGGGGAAUCGAACCCGGGUCUUUGGUGUGACGAGCAAAUGCUUUAACCACCAGGCUACCCCCAUUGCCCCUCGAUAAGCUAAUGCCAGAGGUGGACCCAGGAUCAUGAAAACGAGGUGGUGUAAAUUAUUUCCAUGUCGCCAAGUGAACAGAAACACGUGAUAGUUGAUGUGUGGUGUCUCAAACAAGGGUGUGUGGCCCCAUACAUCCCCCUUUGGAUCACAUUCGCAGCAUUGAAGAUGGCAAUGAAUGUCUGCUGUGGAUAUCUAUUGUAGUUGUCUUUUGUUAUGGUUUAGCUGUCGAUGAUGCUGAAGUGAAUAAUUUGGAUGCCUGAGUUUGUAGAUAGUGUGGCAUAUUUAUUAUACUGUUUACCAGUUGUAUUAUGCAAUCAUUCGGAACUGUUAAGCAAGCAUCUGACAUGUCAAGUCUGUUAAAAUGACAAAAGUUUUGGUUGAAUUUAAGACCUAUCAUAAAUUUUACAUUUUGAAAUAUUUAAGAAUAUGUGCAUACUUUCUUUCAAAAUGUCCAUAGGCAAUUGAUCAGAUGUUUUCUUUUGAGAAUAUGUUAAGUUUUUUAUAUUGUUAGACGUAACUAAAUUAUGGAAUAUCCUUAUUCUCAAGUAAAGGCUUAACAGUGAGAUAGUGGAUUUAUUUAUGAUAUACUUCAGUAUGAAAGUUGAAAAAGUGAUAUUUCACUGCAGUGAACACUAACAGAAUUAUCGUGUCCAGCCCGUACACAAACUGUUGGCUUCAUAUACAUGACAAAGUAAUGACAGUUGGUCAAUUAUGGAGUUAAUAUCGCUCUUGCAGUUUGUUAUUCUCUUGAAAAUGUUACAUUAUGAACUGAAAAUUUAUCAUUUUACUCGUCAUUUGAGACUGUUUCAUGAAGCGCCAUUUCUGUUACUUGACCAGCGUGUAUUCUUCUGCUUCGAUAUACGUCUGUAGAUUUCAAGAAUAUUCUUUGUUGGGGUUGAUUUUGUAUACUAUAUGCAAAUAUGAUAAAGAAUUGAUAUUUUUGGUUACUUUUGUUUAUAUUUUUUUAAGAUUUUGCAAACACGGAACUACUUCUUGUCGUAAUUACAAGGGCUGGUGAAAUGUCCCUUUUAGGUAGGGAAAAUUUACACUUCAAAGUUUUACAUUUGCAAUGAAAUAAUUUCAUUUUUCAUUAGACAACUAUGAGUACACAAAAAGUAUAUUAUAGAUAGGAUAUUCCAUAUGUCUCGUGUAUAUCCUCUACAUGUGUAUUUAUUAAGCUGUCAAAUUUGUUUCAAUCUUGUAUUUUCAUAGUUAAUUUUGACAAUGCAAUGCCAAUGUUAAGUUGAUUUUUCUCCUUCACCAGAUUAAUUUAUGCUAAGUGCCAAUUAGUGCAAUGAGCAUGGAAAAAACUUCAGCUUUGACUCACAUGAACGCAAAGAAUCUUGAGUGACCAUGGCAUUGCAGUAACCAUCUUUACAGAGGGCUGUUUAUUUUUGUUGAGAAACCAUAAAAUGUUUUUUGUUUUUAGGUGAUCUAACUGAUUACAUUUUCAUACCAUGUUUUCUGGAUAAGAACGUUAUCAUUACUUGCAACAAAGAAGGUUAGAAGUAGCCCUGAAAUGUAACAAGUAAUGGGGAGUUGUUAUCCAGAAAACACUGCAUGAAAAUGUAAUAAGUUAGAUCGCCUUAUCACUAAUAAUAAGUUGUUGUCUUUAUAAGUUCAUGUCUUCAUGUUCUUCCAAAUUCUAAAUGCUAAAGACUUCAUAAUUUUUGCUUUGAGAAGAUGACAUGUUGUGAGUUCUGUGGACAUGGUGGAGUUGGCUGAAUAUGCAGCAUGUGCCACCGCCAUUACUUGUGUCUCCACUUCAUGCAUACCUAGUGCUGUGUCAGUCUAAUGUUCAUCAUCAGUCAUGCGGGACAUACUGGAGUAUUUGUACAUGUAGUGUAGACUGCUGGUGUGUACAGGAAUUGCCUUGUAACACAUAAAGCUAAUCUUUGGCAUGUGAAAUGUUUGUACAUUUUGGAGACAUUGUAAACAAAGAUGCUUUUAUUCUGUCCCUGUUUUGUAAUAACUUCAUUUACCGAUGUUCCUUCCAACAAAUUUAGAAAUAAUAUAUUUAUUGACCUGAAAUGAAGAAUUGUCAGCCACAUGAUAUGAAUGUGAUAAAGAAAAUGGGAAAAUGUGUUGAAAUGAUGAGUGAAGUAAGAGUGAAGUUAUUUUUCUGUUUUGAUGUACUUGUGAGCUUUUGCACUUAAUCAGUUAACAGACCAUAACAGAAUAUAAGGGGUACAUUCUCACCCUUUCUGUCUAUUCCUCUUUUUAAUGCCUUCAGCUAUUCGGGCAUUGUAUGCCCAACUGUCCAUUUUUUCAUGUUCUUUGUGAUAAAUGCAAGGCACAUAUAUAUGAUUUUUGUGUGAGUCAGUAAUUAUUUUCUGUAUCACCAGAGCUGAACUCUAAUCACAGAUUGGUAGUAUGGUCUAGGCAGUGAAAUUGACCGAGAGAGGAUUUUGAUAUUUUGGAACCCUCCCUUUUAGAAAUGAUGGAUCCGCUCUUGACAUGUAGACACUUCGUAGCUGUGUGCGAGGGAGUACAUCUGAAGGAACACUCACCUCUGAACAUGCUGAAUAGUCUGUGAGAAAAAAUAUACUUGUUCUGGAAAUGUGUGUAUUACUUGGGAGCAUAUAGUACUGGGUAAAUGCAAAAUACAAUAACCUAGUACACUUGUAGAGCCUAAUAUUCUUGCUGCUAAGAUGAUUAAUAAUGUAUAUGGAUAGAAAUAUACUUUUCCUAGUUUGUAGACUGCCCUUGAUGUACGGAUGUCACAGAAUAGGUUUUGUGUGUCUGGGGUGAGAACAGGAUAUGUAUGUUACUCCCAGAAACUCAGGGUGAUCCAUGAGCCAUGAUACUAAGCCUAGACCAAGCAUACUCAACUAAUUCAUUCACAAACUGCAUUUCUUUGCCAUGUUUUCCAUGCCUUGCAUACACAUUUUUCAAACUGCCCAAGUGUGUUCUGUUAGUAUUCUACAGUAUGUUGAAUGUAUACUUCUGUAAAUAAAGAUUUCAUAAGAA
Molecule: messenger RNA, 5788 nt
Organism: Haliotis rufescens (red abalone)
Lineage: Eukaryota; Metazoa; Mollusca; Gastropoda; Lepetellida; Haliotidae
Exons: 6
Coding region: 78-2465 (795 amino acids)
Biological process (GO): positive regulation of transcription by RNA polymerase II
Molecular function (GO): RNA polymerase II cis-regulatory region sequence-specific DNA binding; DNA-binding transcription activator activity, RNA polymerase II-specific
Source: RefSeq, a predicted model, not a curated record